Molecule: messenger RNA, 9578 nt
Organism: Acanthochromis polyacanthus (spiny chromis)
Lineage: Eukaryota; Metazoa; Chordata; Actinopteri; Pomacentridae
Gene: tnk2b
Product: tyrosine kinase, non-receptor, 2b
Biological process (GO): negative regulation of epidermal growth factor receptor signaling pathway; signal transduction; protein phosphorylation
Cellular component (GO): extrinsic component of cytoplasmic side of plasma membrane
Molecular function (GO): ATP binding; protein binding; protein serine/threonine/tyrosine kinase activity
Source: RefSeq, a predicted model, not a curated record
CGGGAAGCAGGGAGGAGGAGGUGGGAUGGGUUGAUGUUGCCACGGUAAUAGAGGAGGCGACCACUCGCCAAAUCAUCGAGCUGCUGGGGCUGAACUGGAAAAAAAAAUACACACACACACACACACACACGCACAAGUGGAGGGGGGUGAGGAAAGCAGUUUAGAGGGACUGAAAGGAGGAGAGGAGGGGGCGAAAAACAAUAACAACAACGGCAAGGGAUUAGGCAUCGACCGAGCAAUCAGGAAGUCCAUUUAGGACAAAGCGGUGUCAAAAUCCUCCCAGACCUCAGUCGUCAUCAUCAGAGCCGAGCUGCCAGUCCGAUUGGACAGCUGCUCAAGAUCUAUGGGUGGGAAAGAAAAACGGAAGCACACAAAGGAGGGAUGAAAUAAAACAGGUGAGAAAGGAGAAGCGACUCUGGGACGAUGGCUGUGAUGUUGUGAGCUGGCCGGAGUGAUGCCUGGGGUGUAAAAACAGAGAGAGAGGAGCGUCGCUGGAUAUGAAGAGCAUGCGUCAGCACUAAGGCUGGGUGAACAGGAGGCAGAGAGAGAGAGAGAGACGGUGACAGCACAGAUGAGAGAGGCAGAGCAGCAGAGAGAUUGAGACUAGAGGUGGAUGGGACGAUACAAAUAAAGCCUGCCGGAUUUGUCACCUUCUGUGCCACACCUUGGCUGCAUCAUCCUUCUUCACUGCAGCAGCUCUGAGGACCAACAGAAGGUGUUUCCUCUUUAUUGAACAAUACAAUCAGUGAAUUUGUGUGGAUUGAUCAGAUUCACACCCCAGACGCUUCUUGAAGACUAAACCCUUCAACACCCUAAAAGGACAAACUGUACUUCUUUUAACAAGUGGAUUUUCUUCUGCAUUUCCCCCAUAGAGGGACACUUCCCGCCUGCACACAACAAUGCAAGAAUUGAGACUGUUUUCAUUCUGCGCUGAGAAUUAUUGUCUGCGGACUGCCAGAGGAAUUCAUUGCUAAAAAAGAAACCGUUUCCAUUAAGAUAAGCGCCUGUGUUUUUGCAGACUGAGUGAAAAUGUGGAGCUCUUUGUCCGGCCAUUUGCACCGAAUGCUGACUCAACCCAAAUGACGAAGACAAUGAAGGUGGACGCCAAAGAGCAACAGCGGAGUUAGAUGAAUUCUCAGACAUAUUGUGCCGAGCUGUGUGAGAUAAUGCAGCACCGUUCUGUGGAGAAUACAGCACUCGUCUUCCGAAUGACAGCGUGGACCCUGAAGCGAGCUGACUGACCAACUGACUGACUGACUAAGUGCGUGGGUUGCUUUGGGACUGGAGCGGCGAGGACUCUGAGGACACGUAGCCCCGGGCAGGUACCGGCCGGGUGUUGCAGCCCCGCAAUGGGGGAGACAGCGGAAUACCAGAGACUGCAGGAGACGUCAGAAUGUGACUACCAACGUCUGCCCAGCGAUGACGAAGAGAAACUGGGCAGUAGCAUGCAGUGUGAGGAAGGAACAGAAUGGCUGCUGGAGCUGCUGAUGGAGGUGCAGCUGCAGCAGUACUUCCUGCGGAUCCGAGAUGACCUUAACGUCACGCGGCUGUCACACUUCGACUACGUCAAGAAUGAAGACCUGGAGAAAAUCGGCAUGGGUCGACCUGGGCAGCGACGGCUGUGGGAGGCUGUGAAAAGGAGGAAAGCCAUGUGCAAGCGCAAGUCCUGGAUGAGCAAGGUGUUUAGUGGCAAACGUCCAGAUGGAGGAGAUUUCCCCCAGCAGGGCCAACCAGCGUCUUCGUUUCGUAAACUCUGUCCCACGCCUCCCCUGGGUCUGGAGGAGGGAGUCCUGACCACUCAGCCCAGUGGUGGUGCUCCUCUUGAUGGGCAGCAGCAGCAGGCUCUGACCUGCCUCAUCCCAGAGAAGGACCUGACGCUGUUUGAGAAGCUUGGAGAUGGAUCCUUUGGUGUCGUGAAGAGAGGAGAGUGGCUCACACCUGCUGGGAAGGUGCUGAACGUAGCUGUGAAGUGUCUGAAGACAGAUGUCCUCAGUCAGCCCGACGCUCUGGAGGACUUCAUCUGUGAGGUCAACGCCAUGCACUCCCUGGACCACCAGAACCUCAUUCGCCUCUACGGUGUGGUGCUCACACACCCAAUGAAGAUGGUGACUGAAUUGGCUCCUCUGGGUUCUCUGCUGGAGCGCUUGCGAUGUGUUCGUCCACAGGGUCCAGUGUUGAUCCACACUCUGUGUCAGUACGCUGUGCAGGUGGCCUGUGGGAUGGCUUAUCUGGAGCAGAGGAGGUUCAUCCACAGGGAUCUGGCAGCCAGGAACAUCCUGCUGGCUUCAGCUCACAGAGUGAAAAUCGGUGACUUUGGCCUGAUGAGGGCGCUACCUAACAACCACGAGCACUAUGUCAUGCAGGAGCAUCGCAAGGUCCCGUUUGCAUGGUGCGCCCCAGAGAGUCUGAAGACGAGAACAUUCUCCCAUGCUACAGACACAUGGAUGUUUGGAGUCAGUCUCUGGGAGAUGUUUACACAUGGCCAGGAGCCUUGGCUGGGACUUAAUGGCAGUCAGAUUCUCCAUAAGAUUGAUAAAGAAGGUGAACGCCUCCCUAAGCCAGAGGAUUGUCCGCAGGAUAUCUAUAACGUCAUGCUGCAGUGUUGGGCUCAGAAACCAGACGACAGGCCAACUUUUGUCGCCCUGCGGGAGUUCCUGCUCGAGACAAUGCCCACAGACAUGUGCGCUCUACAGGACUUUGAUGAGCCUGACAAGCUGCUGAUCCAGAUGAAUGAUGUCAUCACCAUCAUAGAGGGGAGGGCAGAGAAUUACUGGUGGCGAGGUCAAAACAAGCGAACCCUUAAGGUCGGACAGUUCCCCAGGAACGUGGUGACAUCAGUAGCGGGUCUGUCAGCACACGACAUCAGCCGGCCGCUGAAGAACAGCUUCAUCCACACAGGACACGGAGACAGCAACCCUCAUCGCUGCUGGGGCUUCCCUGACAGGAUUGACGAUUUGUACCUCGGGAAUCCCAUGGAUCCUCCUGAUGUUCUGGGUGUAGACCUCGGUACUGCUCGGCCCACGCAGCUACCAGGACGAGCAAAAAAACCUUGCUAUGAUCCAGUAAACGAGGAAGAGGAUCUGACCUCUACAGGACUAAAGAGAUUAUCGCUGCGGAAAACAGGUUCUGUCAAAGGCCUCAAGCUUAAACCGGCUGCGUGGGUCUCUGCGUCCAAACAGGGGAGCAGCAGGACUUCAGGCCACAAUCCCAACAGUGAAGUUUCCCUCAUUGACUUUGGGGAGGAGUUCCCUCCAUCCACACCUACCCCUUCUCCUGUGGUUGAAAUUCAAAUUCCUUCAUUGGCCAGACUAGCUUUGGAAGCAGAGAACAUCCUGGACAGAACUCCACCUCAAAGCCCAUCUAGAUCACUGCCCCGCCCCCUUCACCCAACACCUGUAGUGGACUGGGAUGCACGGCCGUUACCUCCACCUCCAGCCUACGAUGACGUAGCCCAAGAUGAAGAUGACAUGGAGGUGAGCUCCAUCAACAGCUCGGAGCAGCAGCAUGAGGAGGAGCCUAAUGAUGUCCAAUGUUCAGAAGAAGCUCCGUCCUCUGGGCAAAAGAUGGACGGUCCAGACAGACCAGGUCUAGAGGACAACCUCUUUCUCCCCAGUAAGCAGAGCCAGGCUCUGUCCUCCUCUUUCUCCCAGUCUGCAGAGAUUUUUCAAGAACUCCAGCAGGAGUGCAUGCGGAGGCUCAAUGUACCAACCGGAAGCGCUCAUCGGUCAUGUUCACCCUCCCAUAGCUCAAUUUCGUGUCACCAGAAUCCUCAGAACAACCAGACCUUUGAGGGACAACAGCAGAGUGUCCUCUCCUCCCAUGAGGACAAACCUCAGAUCCCCCCUCGUGUCCCCAUCCCCCCUCGCCCCAUAAAAAGAGGCGACUACACAUCUGCUCGCUGGUCAAGGGACCUCUCUCUUUCUCCAAUGCCAGCUGACACCACAGAGGACGUUUCAGGCUCAAGCCAGGACCAACCACCUCAUCCCCCCAGAGACCCUUUGUCUCAGCCAGGCUCCAGAACUCCGAGCCCCAUGGGUCUGGUCGUGGGCUCCCCCCAGCAGAGGCUCUACUCUGUCAGCCCCGCUGCCCUCACAUCCUGCCCCCCCACACACACCUACAGCUCCUACCUCUCCACCUCUCCAGGUAAACUCAUGCCUACUACACACAGCUUUGCCUCAGAUCCUAAAUAUGCUGCACCCAAAGUGAUCCAAGCACAGGGGAAGGACACUGCCAACAAGGGCCCCUGUAUCCUGCCGAUCGUCCGUGAUGGGCGUAAGGUCAGUAACACCCACUAUUACCUCUUGCCAGAGAGGCCGCCGUACCUUGAUCGAUUCGACCGCUUUUUCAGGGAGGCAGAGAGCCUUCCUGCUGGCGACGUGGAGGACAGACAUGUACGGCAAGCUAACACCGCCACCGUCCGACCCAUGGUAGUCAACAGCCAGACAGUUCAGGGUCACGUCCAGGGGCAGGGGCUGGUCCAGGCGGGCGAGCUAAAGGCUAAUUUCUCCUCCAAUAACAACAGCACUCUGAGUGGGCAGCGGUCAGGGAUGAAGACAUCAGUUAGUCUCCCUCGUGUUUGUUCAGAUGGAUUGGCAGCACCAGUGGGCACUGCUUCCUGUACCAGGACAGACGGAGGAGGGAAUUCAGCUGACAGGGUCAAAAUGGUGCAGGAGGCAGUUCACGGUGUGACAAUAGAGGAGUGCCAAGCCGCCCUCCAGAACCACAACUGGAAUGUCCAGAAAGCUGUGCAUUAUCUAAAGGUGGAGCAGUUGUUCUGCUUGGGUCUGAGGAGCAAGUCGGAGUGUCUAAAGCUGCUGGAGAUGUGUGACUGGAACCUGGAGGUGGCCAGCACUCAGAUGUUAGAUAACUAUGGAUCCACAACAAGACAGAGACGGUGACAGAAAUCUGAAGCUGCUAAGCUCUGGUUGGAACUUCGUCUUCAGUGAAACAUCAUCAGAGGAGGUGAAUCUUCUCCUGACUCUUUCUGUUCGAUGCUUCAGUCACGUCUCUAAUUAGAAGACUGUAAUUCAAGAAUCAAGCACAAAAUAUUCAAGAUGGCUCCAUUUGUACUGAUUGUACCAUGGGUGAAAAAAAGACUUCUGACUUGUGUCUGAAAGUUAUGUGAUUGUUGCACUUGCUGAGAAACUGUCUACCACCAUCCACCAUCAAUCAAAGUUUUUUUUUAAAGGGCAAAAAUGACUGCACUUAUGUGUUCAGGACCAGUGGGUGAGCCUGAAACGCAUCACCCUGACGGACCCCACAGCGUCACAGACCCAAACUCGACACAAACUCGGAUGUCAGAUCCUCUCACUGCCACAAUUACACUGUUGACCAACUGCAGUGAGCUUUUCUUUAGUAAAGCCAGUUUGAAAGUGAAUCUGAAGAGGCCAAAAUGAGAUGAUGAGCACAAUAUAAACAGUAGCACUUUCUGAAAAGAUCAACACUCCGCCAAGAAGUCAUUAUAUUGACAGAAACACACACGUUUUACUGAACUCUCAGCACUGAACCUAUAUAAUGUACGUACAGUUCAUUAAAGGUCAACCUCCUGUGUUAGCGUCACUUCCAAGUACAUUUUGUGAAGACCAAUUUUAAAAAUCAAAGUACCUCUGACAUGUCUGAGCACAAUAAAGUGCAACAUUUAAUUGGCUGUCAAGGCUAAUAUUGCACAGGGGUAAUUUUGCCUGUUAACUGUUAUUAAGAAGGGUGGAGAGAUGAUUGUGAAGCUUGUCUGCUGCUGAAAGCCUGUGGAGGAAAGUGCAGAGAGAAUACCGCUGCAAAAGAGACUGAUUGAGAUUUCUCUAUAAUUAUUAUUAUUAUUUUUUUAAAAUCAGCCCUCAGUAAAAUUAUGGUCUGAAGAGGGAAGUUGGUCACAAUGCAGUCGGUGCUCAGUAUUUAGGACAAUUAAUAGAAACACAGACAAGAGAAGCAGUUCUUCUCUUAAAGACCUACGAAACAGUCUAAUUUAUAUUCUAAGGAUAUGAACAAAAUACUCCCUAUAAAGAGGCAUGUAUGUUUUGGUGGCAACUGUUUCAAGUUUUAGUAUAUUGUUUAAACAUAUUCUGAAGAUUUUCCUCAGAGACAGAGAAGACUGUUAUGUCCAUUUUGAGUCACAACAUUUUUUUUUAAUUCAAUUUUCGCUGUCUGUCCCUUUAAAGGUGGAGUAAGCGAUUCUAAGUCAAUGCACUUCUUUAAUAAUAAUAAUGGAUUAGAUUUAUAUAGCGCUUUUCUGGGCACUCAAAGCGCUUCACAAUGGAUCCAUUAUUCAUUCACUCACACAUUCUCACUCUGGUGGUGGUAAGCUACAUUUGUAGCCACAGCUGUCCUGGGGCAGACUGACGGAAGCGUGGCUGCCAAGCCGUGCCUACGGCCCCUCCGACCACCACCAACAUUCACACGCAUUCCUACACCGGUGUGAGGUGUUCUUUAGCUGUUUUAAUCUGUAAUUCACUUCUUCCAAAUUAAAAAGAACAUUUUCGAUAUCAACGUCAUCAUUCUUGUAAAAAAAUGUCACCUUUACGAUUUGUGUUUAUGGGGAUUCCCAUUGCAUAUCUCCACAGUUCAGAUGCAGAUAUCCACAGUGCUAAUUGCGUAUAUUUGUACCUGAAUUAUGAUCAGUUGUACAGGGUGGGGAAGCAAAAAUGUCCUGUCAGGGAAAAACAACUAUAAAUGGGUAUAACUUUUUUAUUCUUUGGAAUUUUGAACUGAUUUCUUGAAGAACACAAAUUUAAAGCUUUCCAAACAUGUUUAUUCAGUAUGUCCUCCAUCAGCCAUGAUGGAGGCCUCGAUACAGCCUCUGAAAGAGGCACAGGCCCUCCUGAUAUCCUCCUUGGGGUAGGCCUCCCAUUCCCUGGAGAAUGCAGCCUUAAGUAAAUCCAUAUUGGCAUGAGGGGUGGCAUUAGUCCUCAACUCACUGGCGCCCCAUCAGAAAAAAAUCCAGGGGGUUUAGAUCAGGUGAGCUCGGGGGCCAAAUGCCUUUGGGCCAGAAGUUCGCCAUAUUCUACUCACAGAACUUUUGGACCUUGAUUGAUGUGUGAGCAGGAGCCCCAUCUUGCUGCCACACAUAGUUGUUGUCAGGGUAGGUGGCCUUCAGCCAGGGCAAAACGGUGUAUCUCAGAACUUUGUAGUACACAUCAGCCCCAAUUUUCUGAUCUGGCUUGAAGAAGUAGGGGGGCAUCUUAUUGCCAUCUGAGCCCAAGACUCCCAGGACCAUCUGGAGAUCUCUUGGUGCCCAAACUGGAUUGUCUGGCAUGCUGGAUGCAGCAAAUGGUCCUCUCACUGAUGCCAACAAUCUUGGCAAUGACCUUCUGAGGGAUUUGGGCAUCCAGGAGAUCACAAACCCUGUUGCGUUUUGCUUGUUGCUUGCUCACUUCACAAUGCACCAAGGUCUGACAAAUACUAAAAAGAUUGGUUAAAGGUAAGGAACUUUGAUUUUAAUUGUUGUUUUGAUUAUCCUCACCGUUUGGGCAGGACAUUGAAAUUUGUCAAUAGGACAUUUUUGCUUCUCAACCCUGUACUUCCAGUCUAAUUUACUUCUAGAUAUCUGUAAUUUUCCUCAAUUCUAAUUCAUUGUAGAUACAUUAGGUUUUACUGAUGAAUGAUGUCGAUAUCUCAAACUGGAAUUAUGCCUUAUAAUUACAGAUACCUUGAACUGGAAUUUUGACUUGGGCAAUUGAUGUUGGAGAUGUUGGUAGUUACAUCAAAAGCUAGUUAGUAGCCUGAGACCAAGAUUGGAAAUUUUUACCACAAAUUUCUUCUCAACAAAUCGCCCAUUCUCCAAAAGCUCCUCGCUUAUGAGCUUUUUCUAUUUCACACCAUUUCCGAAUGAUCUUAACAACCACAGCAGCCAACAUCACUUCCUGUAACACUGUUAAAGAGCUUUGGUGGACCAAUAUCCAAAGGAAAGCUGUGUUUUAGACAUGUUGAGUUAAAAUUCUGACUCAUUGUGUGACUAAAACUAGUCAAAAUGAUGUUGAUAUCUGUCAUUUUAAUUCUAGACAGUCAGACUUAGCUAUUAAAUGCUAAAUGUUAAGGCUGCUCAACAUAGGCAGCACUUGCUAACCAACUUAAACAUGCAAACUAGCUAAAUAUCAACAGAAUUGCCGACUCCACCUUUAAAUACUAAUUCACAACUAUUGCCAUAUGUGGUCAAAGAAAAAAAAGAGCCACCCAGUCAGUGAAAACUUCUUCCACUCCAGAUGUAGUCUUUUCGUAUUUCCUCCUUCUAAGCACUUUGCCUACGCAGAAACUCCUUUGCAUCAGCUGAAAACUGCUGCCAGUGUGGUGUUUUCUGCAAACGGACUACGUUGGCAGCUAAUAACAGCGGCAUAGUGAAAUUCACCCCAAGGCGCAGAUCCUGUCCCAUAAUCAUCACUGGAAAGCACCACUGUGAUAUUUUGGUCAGCAGCUUUGGGGGCAAUAAUUUAAAAGUGGGAGGACACGUCGGCUCUGGAUGAACUCACCGCUGGACGUGACAAUACAUUUUCUGACUAUACUGUCGCAGUAGAGCCAGUCAGCACAGAGAACAUUUUGGGCCUGUCCUGGUUUUUUCUUCCACAAAGUGAAGGACUGAAAGGAUGGGGAAUAAAAGGCGCUUCACAUACUUUGAAUUUGAAAAUUCUCUUUUAUGUGAGCAAACAAAUGUCGAAAACAAUCCUUUACAGAUACCCAUGAUCUCAGUAGGGCUUCUUUGUGUUGAAAAAAAGAAACCCUAUUUGCCAACUAAGAAAGGUACCCAUAUUCAUGUGUCUGACCACAUGUAUGCCCUCUGACUUUUCCUACAUAUGCCCAUGAAACGCCUUAGUAUGUGACAUGUCCGAGUACAAAAUUUUCGGGCUGAAACCUCAAACGGCCUCUUUUUUUUUUUUAAAAAAAAGCUACUACAAAGCCACAACAAACUUAGGCAAAUUAAGAGGCUAAAUACAAUGUUUGGUUUAUUCAUAAAGGAUGUACAGGACUGAUUUUGAGAGACUCCUGUGUGCAAUAGGGCUGCUGUAAAAUCUGUAACCUACCGGCCAGAUUCCACCUCUAAGGAUCCCUCCCAGUACGUAAGAAGACACUGUUUUCAGUCUAAAAUGUUUGGUGACUCAGUUUUCCUCCCUGGAGUGCGAUAAAGCCUUCCUUCAGCACUGAUUUGGGUGAAGCAGAUUGUGAAUCCGGUGCAUGAGGAUACCAUGAUGUGAGAUCUGCCUCCACAGUGUUGUUCGUCUUCGUACCAAGCUGCUGUAGUUGUUAUUAGAAGGACUGAAGUGAAACUCGUGGUGUUUUGAUUGACCCAAAGCGACGUCGUCCUGUUGUGGUGUUGAAACUCUGAUGUUAGAAAAAUUUUUGGUUCUGUUCUCGAUUUCGUUUGUCCCAUCUGUUUCUUUCAGCUAUUUUAAAGUCACUUAAAUGGUAUUUGCUGUUCCUCCUGCCAUUUCUUCCUCAUUUUUUACGUGUUUGCUUCCCAGAAAGUGUUUGGUUAUAAACGCCUACUGUACAGUUGGUUUUCAUUGUUUCUCUCCUCCUGGGCUGAUGGAAAUGAAGUUCAUGCUGCCGAAUUUAUAAAUGUAUUUUUUAUUAAAGAAUUAAUUAUUUUUUAA